AUGUGCGGGAGAACUGCGUGCACUCUGGCCCCGGACGAGGUGAGCCGGGCCUGCGCCUACAGAAACAGAGGGGGCCAGCGGAGACGACCCCGCUGGAGGGACGGCGACGCGGACAAGUACCAGCCGUCCUACAACAAGAGCCCGCAGUCCAUGAGCCCCGUGCUGCUGUCCCAGAGACACUUUGACAAGGAAGCUCCUGUGGAUGAGUGUGUGCUGGCCUCCAUGCGUUGGGGUCUGGUCCCUGCUUGGUUCAGAGACAACAACCCAAACAAGAUGCAGUACAGCACCAGCAACUGUCGCAGUGAGGGUAUCUUGGAGAAGAAGACGUAUAAGGAUCCUUUCGUGAAGGGGCAGCGCUGUGUCAUCCUGGCCGACGGUUUUUACGAGUGGCAGAAGAUGGGAAAAGACAAGCAGCCCUUCUUCAUCUACUUCCCUCAGAGUGGGGACAGAGAAAAGGAUCAGGACGGUUCAGAGGCCGCACGUCCUCCAGCGGAGGAUUCCCGCGUUUUGACUGAGGGAGGAGCAGCAGCGGAGGAGUGGACUGGAUGGAAGCUGCUGACGAUGGCCGGGCUGUUUGACUGCUGGACGCCACCAGACGGUGGCGAGCCGCUUUACACGUACAGCAUCAUCACUGUCAACGCUUCCCCAAAUCUGCAGAACAUCCACCACAGGAUGCCGGCGAUCCUUGAAGGAGACGAUGAAGUGAGACGGUGGCUCGACUUCGGCGAGGUGAAGUCUUUGGAUGCUUUGAAGCUGCUUGAAUCAAAAAGCAGCUUGACUUUUCACCCCGUGUCUUCAUUGGUCAACAACUCCCGCAACAACUCCCCAGAGUGCCUACAGCCAGUGGAUCUCAACAGCAAGAAGGAGCCUAAACCAACAGCAAGCAGUAAGAUGAUGAAGAGUUGGCUGCAGACCAGCAGCACUGUGAAGAGGAAGGAGCCUGAUGAGGCCGAGAACGCAAAUGAGCAAGAGAGCCAAGCAGAGACUCGGCUCAAACCCACAGGACUUCAGCAGUGGCUGCAAGCAACCAAUAAGAAGCCGAGAAGAAAGUGAACCGAAAACAAACGUUUAUACCAUUUAGGUUUUGAUCUCAGCAAUCAAACAGAAGUUGGAUGUUCAGUUUAUUCUUUGUACUGAGAGGUCAAUAUUGCAAAUAUGAAAUGUUCUGUAAUCUGAUCCUGUCUGUUUUUCAGUUCCAUAAAUAAAUGCUCCAACACAGA
Salarias fasciatus (jewelled blenny) is the source of this 1220-nucleotide messenger RNA. RefSeq names its product 5-hydroxymethylcytosine binding, ES cell specific (gene hmces). The transcript is spliced from 6 exons. The record is from RefSeq and is a predicted model, not a curated record. Gene Ontology annotation, biological process: protein-DNA covalent cross-linking repair. Gene Ontology annotation, molecular function: single-stranded DNA binding. Bases 1 to 1053 code for a protein of 350 amino acids. Lineage: Eukaryota; Metazoa; Chordata; Actinopteri; Blenniiformes; Blenniidae.